UGCGAGAUAGGAUUAGGAGGCAGAGAAUACCACGGUUCCGUCGCCAGGGCGUCCAUCCGAUCCGCGACGAUCCACAGGCCACAGCCAUGGCGAUGGCUUACAAGAUGGCGACGGAGGGGAUGGACGUGAAGGAGGAGUGCCAGCGCUGGUUCAUGGAGAUGAAGUGGAAGAAGGUGCACCGCUUCGUGGUGUACAGGAUCGACGAGCGGUCGCGCGCCGUGCUGGUGGACAGGGUGGGCGGCCCCGGGGAGGGGUACGAGGAGCUCGUGGCCGCGCUGCCAGGUGACGACUGCCGCUACGCCGUCUUCGACUUCGACUUCGUCAGCGUCGACAACUGCCAGAAGAGCAAGAUCUUCUUCAUCGCCUGGUACGUACGUACGUACGAAUUCCUGAGCUGCUCGCGCCUUCAGUUUCCCGUCCAUCGCCUUCGACUUCGACCAUGUCCUGUCGUUUGUCUGAAGGAAAAGAAACCUGUCCUCUCGAUCCUUACAAGUGCAGGAAGGCAUGCAUCACACAGCUCACAAUUGACUACUAGAAAACUGCAGAUCCAAUGGCUGUUCAAUCAGUAGUGCUUGUUGCUUGCGGCAAUCAUCCCAGCUGCCUUUAAGUCGGUCGGGAUCAUGACGGGGGGACCAAAAGCUUUCCUGAUAAGCCCUCCCUAUAUCACUGUUGCCUCGAGCGCUCUCUGCACGCAUCAUUUUUUUUUUGUCCGAAACCCUGCAGCGCUAGUUAAGGUCGCCGGUUAUUUUAUCAAAUCUGAUCUAGCCUGAAUCCACCUGUUGCCUAGAUCUGUCAGCCCACCGAAAGCACGCAGCGCCCACGAUGACAGUUGACAGCUAUAUAGGCAAAACUGUCCAAUAAUCCGCCAGCCAUACAAUUUUUUUUUUUUGACAAUAAGUUAGUAGCAACCCGUCAGCAGAAAUGAGAGCAACUAUAUUUUAUAUACAUCUACCUUUCUUGAUCUGUCCGUGUCCGGCAACAAGAGCAGCAGCAAACAAAUCAGGAUCCCAUCGCUACGAGCAAGCAGUACCGAUACCGACCGAGUUAUUCUACUACUGCUAGCUUGUCAACUCGCUCCAGUGUCCACUUGUUAAAGCGCUAUGAUUCUGCUGGUGCGCAGGCAGUUAGGUGUUCUGACGGGUGGGAUUCGUUUGCUCGGCGGUUGGUGCCGCCGCGCCUUUUUUUUCCUUCUUCUUUCGCGCAGGUCACCGGCGGCGUCGAGGAUACGGGCCAAGAUCCUGUACGCGACGUCGAAGCAGGGCCUGCGGCGGCUGCUGGACGGGGUGCACUACGAGGUGCAGGCCACCGACCCCUCCGAGAUGGGCUUCGACGUCAUCAGAGGCCGCGCGCAAUGAGAGCGUGAUUGGCGUUGGUGUGAUGAGCUGAGCCUCCCGAUGAUGCCGGUCUGACGAGGCUUCGCGUGUGUUUGCUUUCCCCCCGGUUCUUCCGAGAGAUGGUGCAGUGCAGGGGCGUGGUGUGCUGAUGCUGAUGGGUGGAGUUACUGGAGUAGAAGCUGAGGGAGUGGCAGCGGAUUAAUGAAACGUCCAUCUCCGCGACGUAGAAUUCCACUGAACAAUGCUCCAGUGCACCAUAAGCUGCUGCUUCAGAUUUGUUUAGAAAGCAACGCCUCUCUACGUACAAUUCCGACCAGAGUUGUUAUGGGCUUGUGAA
Zea mays is the source of this 1671-nucleotide messenger RNA. RefSeq names its product actin-depolymerizing factor 5. Lineage: Eukaryota; Viridiplantae; Streptophyta; Magnoliopsida; Poales; Poaceae. The record is from RefSeq and is marked provisional. Gene Ontology annotation, biological process: actin filament depolymerization. Gene Ontology annotation, cellular component: actin cytoskeleton. Gene Ontology annotation, molecular function: actin binding.